Phyllotreta striolata is the source of this 1143-nucleotide messenger RNA. Lineage: Eukaryota; Metazoa; Arthropoda; Insecta; Coleoptera; Chrysomelidae. The record is from the annotation of a GenBank genome assembly.
AUGAUUUCUAAAGACCAUCAAGUUUAUUUAUUAUUAAAACCAAUGUCAAUAUUAAAAUCCCAGGAGAAGAUGGCUGAUGUACAAGACGAGCUGCUUCAAGACCUCGAAUGCCCAGUAUGCAUGGAAUAUUUAACACCCCCGAUUAGGAUGUGCACUUCGGGCCACAGCAUAUGCGACGACUGCAGAAGUAAAAUCACCUUUUGCCCUUUAUGCGCCAAGAAAUUUUCGACAGGCAGAAAUGUUACACUAGAACACGUCGCUGAGAAGAUAAAAUAUCCUUGCACCUACAGAAAAUACGGUUGCAAAGAGAAGCUGAGUUGCAAUGAGCUCUAUAAUCACCAAAGAAAAUGCACGUACAUGGAAAUUGUCUGUUUUUUUUCAUACUUAUGCCAGUUUAAAGGCUCACUUCAGGAUCAAUUGAGCCAUUGCAGGUGUCAUGAUAGAUAUUGUUUAACGAUGAAGGACGGUCAGCCGAGACGGAUCGAAUUGCUCAGUGUUAAAGGCUUAUGUACUAUCAGUAAUCCAAGUUAUAGUUUUUUAAUUAAAUUAAACGAUAAGUACUUUUGGUUGCGAACGAGAAGAUUUAAUGUUGAUAAGAGAAUAGGUAUGUGCGUUCAGAUGAUUGGAGAUCGCGCGGAAUCGUCAAAGUACAAAUACGAAAUAGCGAUUAGCAAUGGAGAUAAGAGAAUCUCCUUUAAGGAUUCCUGCAAGCCAAUUUACUUAAAGGAGGCGGAUUGGAACGAUAGCAACACUUUUUCUUUGAACGAUAGAUUGUACGAUUUUUACAGCAAUAAUGGCUUUGAAGCAGAUCUUACUAUAGAAAAGACCUGCGAUAUCGUGAAUUGGUUUUCGUGGUAUCAAUUUGUUAUUUUCUUAGCAAUUAUAAUUUACGUGUGUCAGCUUAAUUUCAACGUUGAUUUUGGUAAACUUUUAGCUCAUUCUGAAAGCGCGCCUAAAUUCAGCAAAAACGAAUACAAACAUAAAUUUAGGAAAAAAUACACACAUGAUUUCAGUAACGAUACUAAUACCAAUUUUUGGGUGAUAAUUGCGAUAGUUUUUAUAACUAUUACGACGAUAUAUAAUUUAAUUAAUUUGAUAUUUGAAACAUUAAGGCGAAUUGUAACUAGUUUGCUAGGAAUAUGA